AUGGAUCCGGACAUCCAGAGAGACAAGAGCAAAUACUGUCGCUUCCAUGAGGGCUAUGGCCACGACACGGACAGAUGUUGGGACCUCAAGAGAGAAAUAGAGCAGCUAAUCCAGUCUGGACUCUUGAAGAAGUUUGUCAACAACAGACCCGGAGACGAAAGAAAAGGGGAGUCAACAGAAAAGGAGGAACAAAACAAGAAGCAGAAAGAGGUCGCAGGCGUAGUAAACGUGAUAGAAGGAGGAGAGCCCUACAGCAAUAAUCAGAAAAAGAAAAGGAACAGAAGAGGGUCAGCCACGGUGUUCGCAAUUGAAAGAGAAGUAAUCCCAGAGAUAUCGUUCGGACCAAACGAUGGACAUCAUGUGAAGGGACCACACAAUGACGCGUUGGUGAUAGAAGCCAUAAUCAGAAAUCACCUAGUAAAACGGAUACUGGUAGAUGAAGGCAGUUCUGUGAACUUAUUAACCUUGGAGGCAUUCAAAGAGAUGAAAGGCUCAACAACAGACCUGCGGAAGUCCUCAGUCCCACUAGUAGGCCUGGGAGGGGCACCAAUACGUCCGGAAGGAACAGUAAGUUUAUAUGUAGAGUUGGGAAAUAGAAGUGAAGGGCCAGUCAAAAAUAUGCAUGCUCAUUUUAAUGUAGUAGACCUUCCACUGGCCUACAACAACAUACUGGGCAGACCAUUCUUAUACCAGUCGGGAGCAGUGACUAGCAUCAGGCUGCUGACCUUGAAAAUGCCAACGUCAUCAGGGAUAGUAGUGGUCAGAGGAGACCAGGAGAUGGCCAAGGAAUGCUGCUUGGUAACAACAAAGGAAGAUGAGAGUUUGACUAUUGAGGCGUUCCCAGGAGACGCAGUAGAAGAGGAGGAGUCACAAGGAGCAGAACCAGUAGGCGUCAUGAAAGAACUUCACCUAACUGAGACCAAGAUGGUCAAAGUAGGCACGGAUGUACCAGAAAAGGUAGCACAGGAAAUAACAGAGAUACUGAAAAAGAACGUGGAGUCUUUUACCACUGAACCAACGGAGAUCGUGGGAAUCGAUCCCAAAGUAGCAUCGCACAAGCUGAACGUGAUCCCAGGGAGCGUACCCAAAGUCCAAAAGAAGAGGAGAUUCACUGAGGAGAGGCAGAAGAUAAUCGCAGACGAAGUAAACAUAUUGGAGGAAGCAGAUUUUAUCCGCGAAGUUUUCUACCCUGAAUGGGUGGAAAAUGUGGUCAUAGUAAAGAAGGCAAACGGGAAGUAUAGGAUGUGCGUCGAUUUCACAGACUUGAACAAGGCCUGCCCAAAGGACAGCUACCCGCUCCCCAACAUAGACCAGUUAGUGGACUCAACAGCCUGCUAUCUCCUAUAUAGCUUCGUAGACGCAGCGCAAGGGUAUCAUCAAAUACCGAUGGAGGAGAAGGAUCAAGAGAAAACUUCAUUCGUCACAGACCGAGGGACGUACUGUUACAAAGUUAUGCCGUUUGGAUUAAAGAACGCAGGAGCCACCUAUCAACGUCUGGUCAACUUUAUGUUCCAAGACCAGCUGGGGAGGAAUGUAGAGGCCUACGUGAAUGACAUAAUUGUGAAAAGCCUAACAGCAGAAGAACACGCCCAGGACUUAGAAGAAACCUUCAAAGUCCUGAACAAGUUCGGAAUGAAACUCAACCCGGCAAAAUGUGCUUUCGGUGUUAAAGCAGGGAAAUUCCUAGGCUAUCUGAUCAGCCAACGAGGAAUAGAAGCAAACCCAGAAAAGAUCCAAGCAGUGAUGAAUAUGAAGGCCCUCCAAAGUGUGAGGGACGUACAGAAGCUGAAUGGCAGAGUCACGGCACUGGGACGUUUCAUUUCUUCCUCAGCCAAAAAAUGCCUGCCGUUUUUCAAACAACUCCGGAACAUGAAGAAAUUCAAAUGGGAUGAGGAUUGCCAAGUCGCAUUCGAAGAAUUGAAGUCAUUCUUGACUAACCCGCCCCUACUGAGUAGACCCGUAGCCGGGGAGAACCUGUACCUGUACUUAUCGGUAGGGAGAGAGACUAUCGCCUCAGUACUAGUACGGGAGGAAGAGGAGGAGCAACGGCCGAUAUACUACAUAAGCAGAACGCUAAAAGGGGCAGAGCUCAAUUACCCAACCAUAGACAAACUUGCACUUGCCGUCUUCAUAACCACCAAAAAGCUCAAACCGUAUUUCCAAGGACACACAGUCAUAGUGCGCACAAACCAGCCUUUGAGGAAAACACUGUACCGACCUGAGACUUCAGGACGAUUGGUCAGUUGGUCAGUACAACUGGGAGAGCACGACAUCAGGUACGAACCAAGGACCACCUUGAAAGCCCAGGCACUCGCGGAUUUCGUGGCAGAGAUGACAGAGAAACCGUGUGUCUCAGCAACCGAGGAGUUGACAUGGAACCUAUUCGUAGACGGAGCCUCCAGUGACCAAGGAGCCGGAGCAGGCGUAGUCCUAUUAGGACCUCACAAAAUCGCAAUUGAGUAUGCAGUACACCUAAGCUUCAAGUCUACCAACAAUGUGGCAGGUACAAAUAUGUUUUAUUCAUUUCUCAGGCAAAUAUUUCUGCCAUAUGCUAACAAUGUAGCAGAAUAUGAGGCCCUCUUAACAGGACUGGAAAUCGCAAUUGAAGUAAAGGCGGAAAAGUUAAAAAUCCACAGUGAUUCCCAACUAGUCACUAGCCAGGUGCUAGGACAAUUCCAGACCAAGGACCAGAACAUGGCGAAAUACAUGGCAAGAGCAAAGGAACAACUCAAGAAGAUCGAAAAGAACGGAGGACAAUGGGAAAUCAUACUCAUCCCCAGAGAAGAGAACACCAGAGCAGAUGCAAUAGCCAAGGUAGCCGCAGUGAAAAGCCAGCUAUACGUAUCACUCCGAAUGAAGGAGGAGCGGUUAACACCAACAGUAGAGGAGCAGCAGGUGUUACCAGUCGCAGUCCUUGAUCCAUGGAUGCAACCCAUAGUGGCAUAUUUAGCGGACGGAGUCCUACCUGAAGGACGUACCGAAGCGGCUAAGCUAGUUCGAAUUUCCUCCGUUUACUCACUAAUAGAGGGAGCACUGUACCGGACCUCGGUCAUACACCCAUGGUCUAAAUGCAUAUCACUGGAAGAAGGAAGCUACGUUCUUCGGGAAAUCCAUGAAGGAGAAUGUGGAGCUCACGAGGGCGCAGUCACUCUAUACAGGAAAGCAAUGUUACAGGGAUUUUAUUGGCCCAUGAUGAAAAAAGACGCUGAAGAAAUGGUCAAGAAGUGCGAUAAAUGCCAGAAAUUUGGGUCGCUCAUCUGA
Messenger RNA from Mercurialis annua (annual mercury), 3261 nucleotides. RefSeq lists its product as uncharacterized. Bases 1 to 3261 code for a protein of 1086 amino acids. Gene Ontology annotation, molecular function: RNA-DNA hybrid ribonuclease activity; nucleic acid binding. The record is from RefSeq and is a predicted model, not a curated record. NCBI's taxonomy places the organism in Eukaryota, Viridiplantae, Streptophyta, Magnoliopsida, Malpighiales, Euphorbiaceae. The transcript has a single exon.